AUGUGGUUGUUCUCAUCAUCGAUUCCCGUAGUUAAUACACCACAUCAGGAGGACCAAAAUGUACGCUCAACACAGAGACAUUCAUUUUCACCACCGCCACUACCCGCUUUUCCUCCUUCAAGUAAUCAGGAUGAUUUGGCCGCAACAUCUCCAAUUUCGCAUUGCUUUCUCUCUGGAGCAAUUGGUGGUGUCAUUGGUGAUAGUGUAAUGCAUUCGUUGGAUACUGUCAAAACCAGGCAACAGGGAUCUUCGGCAGCAAAAUAUAAAAGAAAUCUUCCCAGUACUUAUGGGAAAAUCUUGCUGGAAGAGGGAUUAACAGGAGGUCUCUAUAGUGGCUAUAUGGCUGCGAUGUUGGGAUCCUUUCCUACUUCUGGGGUCUUCUUUGCCACUUACGAAUACUCAAAGAGGGUUUUAAUCAAUGACUUUAAUGUCAAUGAUACUGUAUCGCAUCUAUGUUCCGGAUUAUUAGGUGAUUUUGUUUCUAGUUUCAUAUACGUGCCUUCUGAAGUUUUGAAAACUAGACUGCAAUUACAAGGUAAAUACAACAAUGCGUUUUCGCAGUCAAACUAUAACUAUAAGAAUUUAAGUAAUGCCAUCCAUCAUAUCAUUAAAACUGAAGGUGCUCAGACGUUGUUCUUUGGUUAUAAAGCCACAUUAGCAAGAGAUCUGCCCUUUAGUGCGCUACAAUUGGCAUUCUAUGAAAAGUUUAGAAAAUGGGCGAUUUUAUUAGAAGAUACCAGGCACCUUUCUAUAGGUAAUGAAAUUUUGACCGGCGCUGCUGCUGGUGGCUUGGCAGGCAUGAUUACCACUCCGUUGGAUGUUGUCAAAACCAGAUUACAGACGCAAAAGCAAAAGCAUCAACAGCUUCGAAUACCGAGCUCGAGUAUUUUGUUAUCAAACUCUUUGACUAAUAGCAUGAAAGUGAUAUUUCAGAAUGAAGGUGUCCUAGGGCUUUUUAGUGGAGUGGGUCCGAGGUUUAUCUGGACAAGCGUACAGAGCAGUAUAAUGCUAUUGUUAUACCAAAUGACACUCAAAAAGCUGAAUCAAAUAAAUAUGGAUUCCUCAUCAGUACCAGCUUUUUGA
Kazachstania africana CBS 2517 is the source of this 1083-nucleotide messenger RNA. RefSeq names its product Mme1p (gene MME1). Gene Ontology annotation, biological process: magnesium ion export from mitochondrion. The transcript has a single exon. Lineage: Eukaryota; Fungi; Ascomycota; Saccharomycetes; Saccharomycetales; Saccharomycetaceae. Bases 1 to 1083 code for a protein of 360 amino acids. The record is from RefSeq and is a predicted model, not a curated record. Gene Ontology annotation, molecular function: magnesium ion transmembrane transporter activity.